AUGCCACCGCAACCCGCGCUUCCCGAGCCAGCGCAUCCAGAAGUAGAUUCAAUGCUGAGCCGUAGAUUCGGAAAGGAAGUUGCAAACUACUUCUCUGGCUCCCCACUCAAUCGCGUAGGCUUCCUGCGUCCUGACCACCAGUUCCUCUCCUCGGCCCUCCAUCAUCCUAGUACUACAUUCCUAUUGUUCAAGGAUCUCGAGCCCCUCACAAAGUCCGGUACCGAACUUGCACGUUGCAGCUUCUCCGAUGUGAAGCCAGUUAUUGGCGAUAACCCAUUCGAGAAAUCUGAGGAAGAGGUCAUCGCGCAGUACAACUCGAGUUUGUAUGUUCCGCAGAUAAUCUUCUUAGGUCUCGAUGAAAAGAAAGAGGGAUUCACGUACAAGGAGCAUUACAAAGGACAGCCAUGGUUUGCCGUCGAUGUCACACCUAAGGAGAGUGUGAAGGAAAAGGCAGAAGGCGUGCUAGAGAAACUAACAAGCACGGGUCUGGAGUUUAGUAAGGGAAGGAUGAACUUGAAUCUACAGGCUGAGGAAGCGGCCAUAUACGCGGAAGCCCGCCACCUUCUCGACUGGAAUGCGCGGAACCCCUUUUGCGCUUCCUGCGGCUACAAGACCAUGUCCGUAAACGCAGGUUUCAAGCGCACUUGCCCGCCGAAAGACAUCGCAUCUGAAGUCAAUCAAGGCGAGCGCCCACCUUGCGCAACUCGAACUGGUAUCUCAAACCUCUGUUUCCCUAGGACUGACCCAACUGUCAUCAUGGCCGUUGUAUCCGCCGAUGGAAAGAAGAUCCUACUAGGACGCCAAAAGCGCUGGCCUCCUAACUGGUAUUCUACCCUAGCCGGUUUCCUCGAACCUGCUGAGAGUGUGGAAGAAGCUGUGCGUCGCGAAGUCUGGGAAGAAUCUGGCAUUCAUCUCGGUCGUGUCGUGAUUCACAGCACUCAGCCCUGGCCCUAUCCUGCCAACCUUAUGAUUGGCGCUGUCGGACAGGCGAUUCCGGAAGGAGAGACGAUUCAUCUAGGACACGACGCUGAGUUGGAAGAUGCGAAGUGGUUCACAGCAGAGGAAGUCAGAGAGGCGCUUCGUGUUGGUACUAGUGGACUUGGUGAAGACGCUGGGCCAGAAUACAAAGAGGGUGGACUGAGAUUACCACCGAAGACCGCGAUUGCAAACCAGCUCAUGACAGCCGUUGUCAAUGGCUUCGCCAGUGGAGGCCCGAUGAUUUAG
Molecule: messenger RNA, 1224 nt
Organism: Alternaria postmessia
Lineage: Eukaryota; Fungi; Ascomycota; Dothideomycetes; Pleosporales; Pleosporaceae
Exons: 4
Coding region: 1-1224 (407 amino acids)
Biological process (GO): NADP+ catabolic process; NAD+ catabolic process
Cellular component (GO): cytosol
Molecular function (GO): NADH pyrophosphatase activity
Source: RefSeq, a predicted model, not a curated record